Molecule: messenger RNA, 4734 nt
Organism: Fundulus heteroclitus (mummichog)
Lineage: Eukaryota; Metazoa; Chordata; Actinopteri; Cyprinodontiformes; Fundulidae
Product: insulin-like growth factor-binding protein 4
Exons: 4
Coding region: 612-1388 (258 amino acids)
Biological process (GO): regulation of insulin-like growth factor receptor signaling pathway
Cellular component (GO): extracellular region
Molecular function (GO): insulin-like growth factor II binding; insulin-like growth factor I binding
Source: RefSeq, a predicted model, not a curated record
GACAGAGGAGAGAGCUUCAGCCGAGCUUUUUCUCUGCUGCGCCUGGAGAGAGAGGCGUGUCUACGGACCAGUAUAAAGUCCAAAGAGAGCCGCUGGUGUUGAGCCAUUCUCAGAAGACGGUCCUUCGUGUUGCACGCCGACAAGGAGGAGGAAACUGUGGCUCUAACGCUUUUUUUUUCCCUUUCAUGACCUGCCUUGCAUUUGGACACUUGUUGACCAGGUGUUUUUCUUUCUGUGCCGCUUCCUCAAAAAGGUGGACCGUAGACACCUGAAGAAACCAUUGUGUAUCCUUCAACCUCAACUAAAAAAAUUGCUUCUUUUUUUAAUUUUUUUCUCAACCACAUUUACUAGCUCUUAAGAGGCAGGCUCCAGUUUCUCCACUGUGAAACCGAACCAGAAGAAGAGAGGCGACACAGCAGAGGCAUUGUGUCCCUGCAGUUGAAGCACUGAGAAACCAGCUGAGGUAUCAAGAGAUUCCUGGACAGAGUCUUCCUCUCAAACCUUCUUUGCGUCUGUCUGAGCCAUCAAAAAAGGCAAGACAAGGGACGGGGAAGGGUCGAACCUGAGAGGACCGCUGACAAAAAAGGGCAAAAGACUACGUCGCAGGUGUCAUGGUGCGAGGACGUGGCGCGGCUCCGACCUGCUGGGGCCUGUGGACGUUCGGCGCCCUGUCGCUGGCGGCGCUGUGCCUGUCCGACCAGGCCAUCCGCUGUCAGGUGUGCUCCGAGGAGAGGCUGGCCACCUGUCGUCUGCCCGAAAGCUGCGAGGAAACGGUGCGCGAGCCGGGCUGCGGCUGCUGCCCUACCUGCGCCCUCCCUAAAGGGGCGCACUGUGGCGUGUACUCGCCCCGGUGUGGCACGGGGCUCCGCUGCUACCCGCCGCGCGGGGUGGAGAGGCCGCUGCACUCCCUCAUGCACGGCCAGGGCGUCUGCACGGACGAGCGGGAGGUGGAGGAGAACUCAGUGGAAAGACAGGAGGAGAUCAUCCCUGAACACCCAAACAACAGCAAUAUCCGGUGCAGUCCACAGGACAAGCGCUGCAUACAGAAGACCAUGGCACGACACCCUCUGAAAUCCACAAAUCUGAGAAGCAACAGCGCCAGAGAGGAGACCAAGCCAGUGCUGGCGCCGUGCCGUGCUGAGCUGCAAAGAGCACUGGACAGAUUGGCAUCUAACAGCCGCACCCAUGACGACCUCUUCACCAUCCCCAUCCCUAAUUGUGACAAGAACGGCGAUUUCCACCCAAAGCAGUGCCAUCCCGCACGCGACGGCCAUCGGGGAAAGUGCUGGUGUGUGGAUCCGAAGACGGGCAUGAGGCUGCCGGGGCCCCUGGAGCUGCGUGGGGAUCUGGACUGCCACCAGUUAAUGACCGCAACCCUAAGAGACUAAGGGGGGCAGAAAAGAGACAGAUUGGGUUUGCUGGACCAGCUGAAUUUACUGGUGCUGUUAGUAGGACCAUAUGACUAAAGGACUUUAUACUUCAGCCUUCCUCUACCAAAGGCAAACGGUUGUGGCGUUUGUGCAACAGAAAGAAAAACCGUUAAAUUGAGUUAUUUUACUAUUACGUUUCUGUAUGUGAGCGUACGUGACUUGAGUCUUUUGAGCACUUGUCUUGUUUUGUUCCUACCAUGUGAACUUAAGACAGAUCGUCUUUAAACAUGUGCGCUUUAAAGCAUCAGGUGGUAGACAAACAGAACACACUUCUUCAGAAAGGGGUUGCUGUACAUGUGAUCUAUGUACGAGACUCUAACAUCUUUUAUGUAAUCCUCCUAAAAGUGACCAAAAAGCAUUUACUCCACUUAAGUAUACCCAAUGAACAACAGAAGCUGUUGAUGUUUUCUUCUUUCUGGAGCACGAGGAUGGUUGGAAAUACUGAAUCAGGACAAUCCAGAAAUACUUAGAUUUGAAAGAUAUGGCUCAUUAGCAAUUUUUGUUCUUUUUUUUUGUUUGUAUCUCAUAUUCUCUACGUAGAAUAAAGCACAACGGCAUGAUAAAGAGUUUAACUGAGCGACAGCAUAAAAGUAGCAAAAAUGUAGGGACGGAUUCUGUGAAAUGAUGAGAAGGGGCUGGCAAACACUGCAAAACCCUUGUGAGCUAACAAACAAAGAGCCAUAGCCUUUCACACGACAGCACCAAAGUGAAAAGUGAAAUUAAGCAAGAAAAUCUGCGGAUUUGAUUCAUCAUCCGGCAGUGAACAACACCGUCGUAUUCUCUGAUGAGCAUCAGUAGCAGAAUAAGCAUUGGCAGCGUUGCUCUGCUAACAACUCUGUACAUUGCUGAUAGGCUAAUCUUCUUUCUCCAGCUGGUGCUAAAAGAUGCCAGUACGACCCUUGUGUUUGAGUGGAUUUGCUUCGGCAUACAGGAUUUCUCCCCAGCAGACUGCUUGGCAAGAUUUUCACGGUGCUAUAUUCUGACUGUGCCAUAAUGUUAAGCGAAGGAGGUUUCUGCACUUUUUUUGGCCAAUUGUUUUCAAAAAAAAAAAGGAAAAAGAAAUGGGGAAUUAGCAUUGGCGUAUGUGAGGAGCAACUGUGUGUGCAGCUUUCUGCUUUAGCUAUUGAACGCUGUCCUUUUCUUUGAAACUAUGAAAACGUAAUAUUCAUCUUUGCACUAUCAUUGCUGCUGACACAUUUUCAAAUGGCUAGUGUUCUAAAGCAGGCAGAGCAUUUCUGUUAAACAAAACGGCGUCUUGUAAUAACCUCUGGGUGACUUCUAACCCACAAAUUGAGUGUUUUAAUCCAGUAUUGCAGCAUGUUUACCACAAAUAUCCAGAGGAAACAAAGAAAUGUUCUUAGCAGUGUAAUAUUACAGAAAGUAACUAGUAGCUCUAGCUAGUAGCAAGCUAAUUGCAAUAAGGUGUACUAGUGGGCAUUCAGAACAGAGUACUGGAUUUAAGCAAACUUUUUAACGUUUUUUAGACGGGGACUGCUUUAUUUGAAUGUUCAUUGAAAGUUAUUAUUUCUGUCGUUGGGUUCGUGUUUUGUGUAGACCAAAAGCACCAAAGUUUGAAUAGAAAGUGAGACUGUGAAGAAAAGGAUUGACACUAGCCAAACACUAAGCCUCGUUGGUGGGAUCAGAUUUUCUUUGUCACAGUUUCAAAUUUAUUUGUACUUGACAAAGGAGUCAUUAGAAGUUUCCUGACCACCAUACGUCAGCUUAUACCCGCCUUCAGGACAUUUUGAAUUUAAAGUUCUUUUCUCCAAUCCACUCAUAGUCUACUGUAAGGGAAAUAUGGCUUUGUGACAAUAAUUUCAACCUACCAGCAGUAGGAGGUCACCCAGAAUUGCUCUGGUAGGAUCUGGGGCAGGACUGCACAAUAUCAGGAAAACAUGACAUUGCAAUAUUACUGACGAACAUCUCAAUGACACUAUCGACUCCAAUUAACCUAGGCUUUCCAUGCUACUCUCUUCUCUAUCAUAACCGUAACUUUCCCUAACCUUUACCAUUUCUUUCACAAAGAUCUAGACAAAUGACCUAGAUGGCAAAUAAUUCAGGGACAGUGAAAUAUACAAACAUUGUAUCCAACUGGUGCUUUGAAAUUGUGACAUUGCACACAUGUGCGUGGUGUUGCGAUGAUUAUUCUAAUUCAAUAUAUUGUGCAGCUCUAAUCAGGACUCAUACUCUGUCAUAUUUCCAUAAAGGUCAAUUGGCCCAAACGCAGAUCAUAACAGUGGUCAAAUGGAAAAUAAGUUGCAAAUUUUAAUGUCAAAGAAUACAACUUUAUAACAUUGACAAAAUGGAAGGGAAAAAACUCCUCUUAAUUAUUUAUUGUGAGAACAAUGAUGACAUAAGAGUCUUAGGUAUCAAAAUAGAAGUCUACACAUUAAACUAAGAAAACUGGUAUGGGCUGGCCCAUUACUGACUAAUUUUGCCCCUUUUACCUAUUGUAUUUUUUGAAGAAAAUUUAGAUAGUAAUAUAAAAGCGUAAUAAAUGGUUAUUAAAAAAAACAAGCUCAAUUUCUAUAAAUUUACACCUUGUAGCUUUAUUUAGAUGCACAAUUCCAGCUAGAGUGUUUUCUUGUUUUUUUGCAUUCUUGUUUUUUUUCUGCCACCGCUAUCUAAUGCAAACUUUGAAUUCUUUUAUUUGCUCUUCACAACCAUUACAUGUCAAUAGAUCAAUCAAAAUUUUCAAGGAACUGAUUAAUUUUUAUCCUUUCAUUGAAGAAUGUAUUUCAUGCAAGGAAAAGUUUAACUAAUAUUGUUGAAAAUGUAAAGGUUUUCAAUGCUAUUUCUAAUUAACUGAUGGUCGAAGACAGUGCUAGAGAACCCUUCUCAGACAUGGAAAUAUGACAAACAACCACAGACAAAAACACAGUCAUCUAUAUUUCAAUGGGCCACAGAUGAAUGUUUUACCUGAAUCUAUCUUUAUGCCACUAAACAUGUUGAAAAUAAUUUCUUUGUUUUAAAGUUUAAACCUUUAGCAAAGAAAACAAAGACGUUUAUCUUUCAUUUCUAAAUGCCUUCUGAGUGCAUAGUUACUUGAUAGUAAGCUGCUUGAUCUAAGACUUUGCAGUUUUAAACUGUUUCUUGAGAAUAGACUGUUCUUGUUUGCAUCUUAUAUUAUCUGUUUAUGUCUAGAUUGUAUGAAUUAAUGUUUGCAUGCAUACAAAUAAACCAGAGACAGAGGACGUCUGUCUUGUCUAGAAGAGGACUGUGCAGUAGAGCGGAUAUUAAUAAUGUUGACCUGAAAAUAAAAUGUACUCAUUGUAAUGUAUCAAUUAAAAUAUGAUAGAAACUA